Molecule: messenger RNA, 810 nt
Organism: Knipowitschia caucasica
Lineage: Eukaryota; Metazoa; Chordata; Actinopteri; Gobiiformes; Gobiidae
Source: the annotation of a GenBank genome assembly
AUGCAGACACAUUCUAUGUUGGGUCCAAAGCUUCAGGUGCCGCUGUGUCGUCCAGAAUCUGAGGGACUGUGGUACCUGGGGAUCACGCGCCCUCUCACGUAUCCAGCGCGGCAGAACGGGCAACUCAUGGCCAAGAUGAUUGUGGGCGUAUGGCUGGUGUCUGCCUCCAUCACACUGCCCCCAUUCUGUGGCUGGGCGAAGAACGUCCACACUGCCGGAGUGUGCCUCAUCAGCCAGGACUUUGGAUACACCAUCUACAGCACAGCAGUUGCCUUCUAUAUCCCCAUGCUGGUAAUGCUGGUCAUGUACUACAAGAUCUUCAGGGCGGCCCGUAAGAGCGGGGCAAAGCACCGCUUCACUGACCUGUCCCGGCGCGAGCGCCUGGAAACAGUGACUAAUGAGGCGCUGCGGAUGCAGGGCCUGAAGCCCCCCGGGGUGGCCGAGGACUGCGCUGCUCUGUCCCGCCUCUUGACCCGUGAGCGCAAAAACAUCUCCAUCUUUAAGCGUGAGCAGAAGGCCGCCACUACUCUGGGGGUGAUCGUGGGGGUGUUCGCCGUGUGCUGGCUCCCCUUCUUCAUCCUGUCCACAGCGCGGCCCUUCAUCUGUGGGGUGGAGUGCAGCUGCGUGCCCAUCUGGCUGGAGCGCACGCUGCUCUGGUUGGGCUACGCGAACUCCCUCAUGAACCCUUUCAUCUACGCAUUCUUCAACCGAGACCUGCGCUCCACGUACCGUGACCUGCUGCGCUGUCGCUACCGCAACAUCAACCGCCGCCUGUCUGCUGUGGGCGUGCACGAGGCGCUCAAGGUUUAA